Messenger RNA from Cuculus canorus (common cuckoo), 4110 nucleotides. It is a transcript of the gene FEV, whose product is annotated as FEV transcription factor, ETS family member. Gene Ontology annotation, cellular component: nucleus. Gene Ontology annotation, biological process: regulation of transcription by RNA polymerase II; cell differentiation. Gene Ontology annotation, molecular function: DNA-binding transcription factor activity, RNA polymerase II-specific; sequence-specific DNA binding. The transcript is spliced from 3 exons. The record is from RefSeq and is a predicted model, not a curated record. Lineage: Eukaryota; Metazoa; Chordata; Aves; Cuculiformes; Cuculidae. The coding region runs from base 1 to 741 and encodes 246 amino acids.
AUGAGACACGGUGCCGGAGCGGUGCCACUGCUGCUCAACAUGUACCUGCCAGGCGAGGGGGAGCGGCAGGGGGCUGCUGCCCUCGGGCAGGCGCCCGGGGGUCGCGGUCCCCCCCGUCCACCCCCACCCGCGCCCCUUUUCCCUCCCCCCCCAGAUCCAGUCGGGGAAACUUUGUUCAAAGACGGGAAGAGCCAGGCGUGGGGGUCUCUCAGCCCCGGCGUGCAGAAAGGCAGUGGGCAGAUCCAGCUGUGGCAGUUCCUUUUGGAGCUGCUCUCAGACCGGGCCAACCUGAAUUGCAUCGCCUGGGAAGGCACGAACGGGGAAUUCAAGCUGAUCGAUCCUGACGAAGUGGCACGGCGCUGGGGCGAGCGGAAGAGCAAACCCAACAUGAAUUACGACAAGCUGAGCCGGGCGCUCCGCUACUACUAUGACAAGAACAUCAUGACCAAGGUCCACGGCAAGCGCUACGCCUACAAGUUCGACUUCCACGGGCUGGCACAGGUGUGCCAGCCAACCACCCCCGAUCACACUCUCUACAAAUUUCAGGGCAACCUGGCCCCACUGCCUUUCUCAGGCAUCUCUAAACUCAACCUCAUGACCUCAGGGGUGACGCCAGCCAGCUUCUCCUACUGGCCUGGCUCCAGCCCAUCCCUCUACCCUGGGCAUGGGCUCCAGCCUUCUGCUCCAUUCAGCACCAUGGCAGCCUCCCACCUCAACAACAUGAACAACCAUUACCAUUAGAGGCUUGGCCACACCAGGCAGACCUCUUGUCCCCAGUGGUGUGGGGCUGUGGAGUUGUGGAGCUCGAAAGGGAGGGAUGGGGGGUGGGAUCAUGCCGGGUUCUCUGUUGCUCCUCUUUAGAUUUGGAGAGUGGCGUAGGGGUUGAGGGGUGCUUGCCAGGUAGCUGGGUUAGUAUCCCAAUGUGGGUGGUUGGAGGACAGAAGCCAUCUAAAUUUACAGUUGGAAGGGAUCCAUAGUCCUGAGAAUAGACGUGGAUACCUAAAGCAGGGUGUGAAUGGAAGUAAAAUCCAUGGGCUUUCCUGUCAGGGACCAUGCCGCCGCUUUCCCUUGCAACAUGCCACCCAACCUAUGAAUGUCCUUAGCUCUGCCCCAAGCCUGUGCCUGUCAUCCACUCUCCACAAAGAGAGGAGUCAGGGUCUGGAGUCCCAGGGCAGCUGUGUCCAUUGGUAAGGGUCCCACUGGGCAGAGAUAAGGAAAGAAGACCCUCCUUGCCACUCCUUGGUCACUCACCUUUGUCUCCAAAGUUUUCCUCUCCUUCAUCCCUCCUACACCUCCAGCUGACAGUGGCCUCCUCCAGACCUCAGGAGAAGCCUUGGUCCGAAGAGCAGGUGCCCUGCAUAGGUUAACUCCUGCCCAGGGCAGAGCUCUGAGGUUGAAGGUGCCAGGGGCAGGUGGGGGGCACUGCCAGCCUUCAGGGCAAGGACAGAGCCGGAGAGAGCAGAGCUUGGUCCUGGAACUCUGCUCUCUCCCCAGACCCUGAGGACCAUGCCACAGAGCAGGAUGGUCCUCUACAUGCUGCACAUGAUCCUGUGUCCUGCUGAUCACUUUGAAGUUUUAAUGCUCCACUUUUACUGUGGCUCUAGCCCAUUGCAUGCAGGGCUUGGUGGAACAUCCUCCACAGGUGCAAACAUCCUCAAGGUCAAGGCUGGGUGGAAAGUGGAGCAGGGGAAAGGAUGAUAUCAGGGAUGGACGUGCCAGGCACUAAGGAGCAGCCCUGGGUCUUUCCUUCUGCGUCCAAGGAGGCGCCUCCAUCCUCUGGAGCAAGACUUUGGCCCAGCAGAUGCAGAAGAGCUGGGCAUGCUGGGCUCUGUGCUGGCUGGAGGAGGGAUUGGUCUUCAAUAAAACAGAGAGGUGCUGUGACCUGUGUCCUCUCAUAUCUGCAGGGGACUGGUGAUAGAGGAAACCACAAAGCAACCCGCCCACCCAUCUGAGCCAGAGCACCUGCAGGGCUCUGAUGGGGAAGAUGCAGCCACCCUGCCUUAUCUUGCACACCCUCUUUUCUCUGAGGAUCACCUCUCACUCUUACAGCCCCCACAAGAGACAGGAAAGAGCUGGAAACAUCUGGGCUUCUUGAAACACUUCUUCAAGGAAGCCACUUACCCUGUUCCCAGGCUGGCAAGGGGAUAUGGCAGCUGGAGGCAAUGAGAAGAUCCAGUUGGCCUGGCAGGACACAUGCCAUCCUCCACGGUAAUUUGGGAGGCCAGAUCUCUUGUAACCCAUUUGGGAGCCAGAUCUCUUGUAACCCAUAGAGCCCCGUAGAACCAGUUUGGGGCAAUGCCCUGGGCCUAGCACAACCCAAUCCUGUAUCAGGUGUCCAUGCUGGGCUGCACUUUGCCAGGGCUGGGGAGGGCUGUCUCACCUGUGAUUGAUGCUGGGGUGAGAGGCAAAGCACUGCUUGUCUGGCUCCAGGAACAUGCCCACAGAUCUACUGGUGCCUGCAGUGUCUGGUGUGGGCUCAGGCUGCCCUCAGCCUGCCCCCCCCUUGGGGCUGUAUUUCCCAUCCCACCCCCACUGGAGCACCAGGACCGGGGGCCAGUUUAUGGCAGGCUGCGUAAGGGAGUGCCAUGCAAUUACCCAGGCCAUGGAGGGGUUGGCCAGCCCCCAGCCCUUCUUCCUUCAUCCUUCAGAUCAGAGCAGCCCCUGCAUCUGCAGGCUCCCUAUGGCCUUCUCUCUGUCCCUCCAGGGUCCGGUCACUCUCAUAGCCUUGGUGGCAUCUGCUUGGACAUGUCCUCACUGCCCUAAUCAGCUUAAGGGAGGGGGAUCUGAUGUCAGUGUCUCCUCUGCAGUUGGCUCAGGCUGCAAGUUGGAGGGGGUAGGGGGGGGUGGCUGAUGCUGCCAAUGGAGAGCGAGUGUAUGGGAAAGGAGCUGUGAGAGUCCCUCCCAGGGGGGUGUUCUUUUCUCCACAGUCCCUGAGGUUCAUACAGCCUGGUCCCCAAGGACAGCAGGAAGUUAGCAGUGGGGGGAGAAGAAGUUGUUACCCCCAUGCAACCAUCACUCAGGCUGGAGAUCCUCCCCAAGCUUGGACUUGCAAGGGCAAAAUUGGGGGACUGGCUACAGCUGUCUCCCUCAGAGCUGGGGCAGGGGGCUGUGCCUCUGUUGGGGAGCUGGCACUGGGGCUUAGGUAACUGCACAAUGCAGGGUAGGACAUGGAUUAAGGGAUGUGGGUCAGUAGAAGCUCCUCCUCCACCAUCCCCCUCCUAUCGCCCCUGUCCCUCUGCCAAUACCUGAACCAGGGAAGUUCAGUUGAGCCCAGUUCCCUUCUCAUUCCCAGCCCUGCAAUCCAAAUCCCUGCUGGAUCAGAGGCUGGACAUGCUGGGGAUAGGGGGGAGUUACCUAUCGGGGAGACAGAGGAUUACCACCCCCUCCCCCCACCCCAGCACAACAGGGUGCAACUGAGGGCUUGCUUCACUCUGCUCUGAGCUCACCUGGCGUGGUCCCCCUGCUCUGUCCCCAGAGUUCUACCCCAAAAGCCAGGAACCAGCACUGCCCUUCCCAGGGACAGCAGCCAGGAGAGAAGGUGGGGGACACCUAUGCAGGACUGCACCAGUGAUGCUCUCGCCUGCCUGAGGAUGCAGCCAGUGUCACCAUGGCAACUCGGGAUGCUCCCAUCCACAGGCCCCCCCCACCCUGUGUUGUGCUUACCUGAUGGGGCGGUCACAGAAAAUCACACAUUCACCCCCUCAAUCCAGCCUCCCUCUUCCCAGAGCCCCAUCUGACCCAGUCCACCAACAGCGCCACUUUCUUCAGUCACUAAAACCACUGGCUGGGAGCAGACUGCAGCAAAAUCCUGCCAAUGGGCAAGCAGGGCCGAGCCCAGCACAGCUUCCAGCUGAGCAUCGUCCCCAGCCCUGACCAGAGGUGUCCAGCCUGGGGGGUCUGUCCUGGCUGGGUGGGGAGCAGGCAGCAGGGUGCAUGGGCCCUGUGCAUCCUUGGGCUCCAGACCUACCUGGUAGGACUCCUCAGGUGCUCUGCCCUGGGUAAGAUGGGGGAAUGUGGUCCCAAAGAGCCUCAGCUUGCACUGGGAACAGCAAGGGAGAAGAGGAUGUGUCCUGGCAGCUCCUUCUGCCUUGUGAUUAAAGGCAGAAGGUU